CUUGGCCGUUAAGUAGAAAAGCGAAGUAUUUAUAUUUUCCCCAAACUGAAAAAAAUAAAUCCCCUCCAAAAGACCUAAUUGGUUUUAUUCUAAUUUCAUUGUUCAAGCUUGAUUUCACCUUGAAAAAAGAAACAGAGAGUGUCUUAAUUAGGGUUUUCUAAUACUCUUUUGUAACCAAGGGCAAUUGGAAUUAAAAAUUCAGUUGGGCGAUGGAAACUGGGGACCCGAACUCUGGAGAAUCACGUACAUCUUUGGUGGCACCAAAUGAUGGUUUCAGAAAUGAAGGGCUUAUCCCUCAGUUAUUUACUUCUGUCCCAGCCCUCAACGAAGCUGCUUCAUAUCUCUCCCAAACAACUUCAUAUUUGACUAGAUGCUUCACUGAAUCUGCUCAACCAAUGAGUAGAGUGAAUGCCCAGGAACUAGCAACACUUUCAUUUGGUACCAGCAGAUCAUCGUCUACCGAUGGUGAAUCUUCGUAUGGGAGAUGUUCAACAAAUUCUUUAACGACUACUGCUGCUCCAUCUGUACAUGAUGUGCCAAUAAGAGGGUCACCUACACAUACAUCCGAGGAAACUACACAAAAUACGGUAUCAACUCAGACUGGUUUUAACGGAUUAUCCAUGUUCCAAGGUCUUAUUUCCCGGGCACGGAAGACGGUUCGUGGAUCAGCAGAUGAUAUUGGUUGGCUUCAGCGCGCAUCAGGAUUACCACCGGUUGAAGACGGAACAAAGAGAUUUGAUGAAUUGCUUGGCAACAUAAGACAUGGCGUACACACAUUGCCAAACUCGAUGGUUUAUUUAUUGGUUCCAGGUCUUUUCAGCAACCAUGGGCCACUUUAUUUUGUGAAUACCAAAACGUUUUUCUCAAAGUUGGGUCUGGCUUGCCAUAUUGCUAAGAUACACAGUGAGGCUUCAGUUGAGAAAAAUGCACGCGAGAUAAAAGAUUAUAUUGAAGAAAUAUAUUGGGGGUCUGGGAAGCGUGUUAUGCUUCUCGGGCACAGCAAAGGUGGAGUUGAUGCAGCGGCAGCAUUGUCUAUAUACUGGCCUGAUCUUAAAGAUAAGGUUGCAGGCUUAGCAUUAGCGCAAAGCCCAUAUGGAGGUAGCCCAAUAGCUUCUGAUAUACUGCGAGAAGGGCAACUUGGUGAUUAUGUGCAAUUCGUAAAAAUUAUGGAGAUCCUGAUCUGUAAAGUCAUUAAGGGUGACAUGCAAGCUUUAGAAGACUUGACAUAUGAAAAGCGGAAGGACUUCCUAAUGAAGAACCACUUACCAAGGGAACUCCCGGUCGUUUCUUUCCACACAGAGGCUGGAAUUGCCCCUGGGAUACUAGCAAUGUCUCACGUUGCGCAUGCGGAGCUUCCUCUGGUCCCAACUCUUUCAAUGGGAGGUAGCAGCAGCAGCCAAUCCACAAAACUCCCGGUUGUUAUGCCACUUGCUGCUGCAAUGGCUGCAUGUGCCCAGGUUCUUCAAGUUAGGUAUGGGGAAAAGAGCGAUGGACUUGUAACUUGUCGUGAUGCAGAGGUUCCUGGCUCGGUUGUGGUUCGUCCAAAGCGGAAAUUGGAUCAUGCUUGGAUGGUUUAUUCGUCAAUGAACAAUGAUCCAGGUGAAGCCGAUGCCUCCCAAGUAUGCGAGGCACUCCUUACUUUGUUGGUUGAAGUUGGGCAAAAGAAGAGACUCCUACCUUCCUUGAAGGACGACUGAACUCAAGAUUUAAAUCAUUUUUUGUUUCAUCUCUCUUUCAUGUUUUACCUAUCAUACUGUUAUUAGCUUUUGUUCUACAAUAUCCUCAGCAUCAAGAUCAGAUCUACGGAUUUGUAGACUUUUAUAUUAACACUAUUCCAGUGUUGUAGAAUUCUUGUACCUACGCUGUGGUAACUUAUUUGUAUAUGCUCAGAAAAAAAAAAUCUAUCGUUCUAUUAGGAAAAAAAAUAGAAUAAAAAUUCUUUAUACUA
Molecule: messenger RNA, 1948 nt
Organism: Papaver somniferum (opium poppy)
Lineage: Eukaryota; Viridiplantae; Streptophyta; Magnoliopsida; Ranunculales; Papaveraceae
Exons: 9
Coding region: 210-1697 (495 amino acids)
Source: RefSeq, a predicted model, not a curated record